Molecule: messenger RNA, 3194 nt
Organism: Anneissia japonica
Lineage: Eukaryota; Metazoa; Echinodermata; Crinoidea; Comatulida; Comatulidae
Product: m7GpppN-mRNA hydrolase-like
Exons: 8
Coding region: 128-1345 (405 amino acids)
Biological process (GO): nuclear-transcribed mRNA catabolic process, nonsense-mediated decay; deadenylation-dependent decapping of nuclear-transcribed mRNA
Cellular component (GO): cytoplasm; P-body
Molecular function (GO): manganese ion binding; RNA binding; 5'-(N(7)-methylguanosine 5'-triphospho)-[mRNA] hydrolase activity
Source: RefSeq, a predicted model, not a curated record
GAAGAAUUGUUGACAAAAAAAAAACACUGGUUGUCCUACUGCUGGGGAUUUCCAGUUUUGAUGUCGAUAAAAAUGAGUUUAUUUGACCAAAUUUUUUCAGUUUAUAUAAAUCGUUGAUUAGUUAAUAAUGGAAGCUGUGCCAGACAUACCAGAAGACGUUCUUAUCGACUUGAUAUCACGCUUCCUUCUUAAUGUUCCAUCAGUAGAACGCAACAACUUAAUCAGGGUAUGCUUUCAAGUGGAGCUUGCGCAUUGGUUUUACCUGGACUUCUACCGCCCUGAGAGGCCAAGUCUUCCUGGUUGCAGGAUUGGAGAAUUCGCACGAGCAAUUUUCCAGAGCUGUCCUUAUCUGAUAGACCAUGCAGAUCGAACUGAGGAAAUCCUAGCAGAAUGGAAACAGUACAAGAUGAGCGUACCCACCUAUGGCGCCAUCAUCAUGGAUAAGGAUUUGCAACAUGUCCUCUUGGUUCAAGGCUUUUGGUCAAAAUCAAGUUGGGGGUUUCCAAAAGGAAAGGUAAAUGAGGAGGAAGCUCCACAUUUGUGUGCAAUACGGGAGGUGAUGGAGGAGACUGGAUUUAAUAUAAAUGAAUUGAUAGAUGAGAAGGAAUACAUACAGUUGACAAUUCACGAUCAAGUGUCAAGAUUGUACAUAAUAACAGGUGUUCCGUAUGAUACUUCAUUUCAACCAAAAACUAGGGGAGAAAUCAAGGAAAUUAAAUGGUUUAACCUAAAUGACUUGCCAUCACAUAAGAAAGACAAUGCACCCAGAGUGAACCUGGGCCUGAAUCAAAACAACUUCUUUAUGGUCAUGCCUUUCAUAAAAUCAUUAAAGAAAUAUGUAAAUAAAAAAAAAUCUCAGCCAAAGGUGGCAGAAACGCCUCUGGAUAGUCUACUAUUAAACGCUCAAAGCAAACAGCAAGUUCAAAAGAUGGAACAGCAAGCCACACCUGUGAAGCCAUUAAAGAACGGGCAGAAUGAGGCGAAGCAGAUCACAGAUAAGCAAAGACAGCGUCAGCAGAAGACAUUCGCACUCAAGAACCAAAGCGAGUUCUCACAGUAUCUCAAAUUCCGAGACAGUACUGACAGCGGCAUUAAUGGCACUCCUGGAAAGAAGCAGGGACUGCAGAAUCUGAGGGGGUCAAAGGGCAAAGCAUCUCAGCAGAAACAGUAUCAGAUUUUUACAAAAGACAAGAAAGCCAAACCUGAUGGAGAUAGUACGAGUAAAAAAGGCCUGAUACCGAUCAGGUUUUAUGCAAAGGCAUUUCUGAACUUCCAGAUCAACCGUGAGGCAACAAUGGCUGCGUAUGAUGGCGUGUUAUUGCAGACGCCAGGAAUAUCUCAGUAGCCAUAAAGUUGUGAGAUUGACUAUAAGCUGUUAAAGAAGGAAACGUGUAUCCCUUUUUCUUUCCAAAAGUAGUUCCUGUAUCCUUGGCAAAUUCCCAGUUGAGGGGGAAGGGGGAAGAACUCUAUAGUGUGUAUUCAGCCCCUGGGGCCACAUUCACUAGGGGUAUCGACUGGGAGUGCAAACUGUUUUCCGUUUCGAGGUCUGAAUUUACUAUAAUGAAUUAAGGUUCAGUUGGCCCUGAUUUUAGGUUUCUAAAAGCAAUCAAUGAUUUUACAUUUUAUUUUUUUUCUCCUGCUAAGCAUGUCAGUUGUUGCCUGUGAUUGUAAAUAUAAUGACAGACAAGAAUUAUUUUCUAAAAAAAACAAACAAGAAAAUUAAAAGAUAUUGCUUACUCUAUGGCUCUAUGUAAAAAUGAUUUUUUACUUUUUGUAUUGCACCACCAGUGUUCUUUUAUGCCCAGUACUAUACUCAUUUGCUUUUGUAUAAAUAUAGUUGAUAUACAGUAAUUACUUUUUUAAAAUUAUGCAUGUGCCUGUUUUAGUUUGAAUCUAAAUUUGUGAAUUAUAGGUAUAUUAGAAUUACCUGCUUCGCAAGAUAACCUCUUACACUUAUCAAUAGCAUUUUAAUAGAAAACAUUUCUGUGCAUUGUCCUGGUCUGUUGUUUCGCUAUCUUAAAAGUCUAUAGUUUCUCUGUAAAAGUCCCAUGCUGGACCCUCUAUAUGAAAGUCCUUGAUCCACCACUGGGCAGGAUGUUGAGGCCCUUAAAAAUUGGUCUUUAGUGCAGUGCACUGCAGGAGGUUAAUUUGUUGUGCAUGUGUGUAGUGACCAGUGGUGGGCGAGAACACAACAGAUGGAUUGAGAAAAGGAUGCUAUAAAGAUGCUCUCUAGUCAAAAAAUACAUUUAUAUAGCUAUUUAACAGCAUACUGAUUGAUAUCACCUACAGCCACCAACAAGUAAUCUUAAGGCUGCCCUCUAUAUUCAUUUUUUUAAGCAUUUGUCUAAUUGAAGGCGUCAAUAUUCAUUAAGUAUUCUACUGUAUUUUUAUUUGUUGGUACUGUACUGUAUUUGAAUGUUGCUAAUGUAAAUUACUAUGCAAAGUCUGUUGCAAUAACGUUCCAUAUUGAAAUGCGAGAUAAAUUCAUGUUAGAAGCAAAUUUAGAAGUCUUGAUAUAUGAAUUCCUGCUUCUGUCCCCAAAAUUACUUCAGGAAGGAGAACCAUUAUUGUAAUAAAUAUACAAUGCAUAUUUUGUUGAAGAAAAACAAGAUGGAUGUUGAGCAAUAUAGAAUAUUGUAUUGGAGGGUGGAAUGGAGGAACUUAGUGGUUAUUCAGGUUCUCCCUAUAUCAUUAGGACUGUUUAAGUUGAAAUGUGUCUUGCUAAGAAUCCAGUCUUUAGGACAUACAGGCAUAAUAGCAAUAUUGAAUAUUAGUGUGGGAAUUUUUGACAGUAUUUUGUUUUGCAACUUUUUGGGCCUUAUUAGUUUUAUGAGUGUAAAUGAAGAACAUUUUAAUUUACUUAAGGCAAUACUUUAUUUGUACCUUGUUUAGCGAACACGCCAACUGCAAAUAUUGUUUAUUUCGAAUAAAAAUAAAAAUUUAUUUUUGGCCAAUUAGCGCAACCACCUCCACGAAAAAGCUGCAAUUUCAGAUAACCCUUAAAAAAAUAAGUAUGCGAAACAAGGAAUAAAAGUCUCGCCUAACAAGGCAAUAAUACAAGCACAAUUUGCACCUGUUUUUGUUACCAAUUUUUGCUUCAAAUAUCUAUGAAUUGUGUCCUGCUUUCAGAGUAUAUGUGUCUCAAUUGAAAAACAGAUAAAUAAAAAUAAAUAAACCUAUAUUGGUGUACGUCA